Molecule: messenger RNA, 2461 nt
Organism: Acanthochromis polyacanthus (spiny chromis)
Lineage: Eukaryota; Metazoa; Chordata; Actinopteri; Pomacentridae
Gene: klhl38b
Product: kelch-like family member 38b
Exons: 5
Coding region: 534-2291 (585 amino acids)
Molecular function (GO): protein binding
Source: RefSeq, a predicted model, not a curated record
UGGCAGCCUGAGCAGCCAACAAAAUGGGUGUUAUCAAGUAUCAGUGCUGUUUUUACUGCUACAAUCAUGUGCCAGACAGAGAUAGAGAUGAUGGAGUGAAUAGCAAUGCAAAAGCUAUAGUGCAGAAAAAGAGAGGUCCUGUGUAGGAAUGGAGAAAGAGUGUGAUAUAAGAGGAAAAGGGUGAAGAAAGAAAAAUGUAGAGGGGAAGAUGAAGAUUAAGUGAUGGAGUCAGACAGAUACCGAGAAAGCUCCAUAAUAUGUCACAUGUGAGUCUGCAGCAGUGUUGCCAAAGAGACGCUCUAUUUUUAGGGGAGGAAUGUUCACACAGGCCUCGUGGAAAGAGACCAUAACAACAAACAGUACGCAACACGCUCCUACAAAGAGAGAGGAACAUACAGCCACACAGCAUCAACACGGGAGAAAAGAGGAAGAACGGACAGGAAAAUGUCAAGACAUCACAUUUUCUGCUGAGAACUUACUUUGAAUAGAGCAGGACCCCCAGAAAAGAGAUAAAGACAGAGAAGAGGAGCAGCAUGGAUCGACCAGCGGUUGAGGUCUUCCACUACAAAGACAAAGAGCAGUCGUCCAACCUGCUGCUGCAGCUCAACAGGCUGAGGCAGGAGAAUGUUCUGACCGACGUGCUGCUGUGUUCUGAUAACACAGAGAUCCCCUGCCACCGGAACGUCCUGGUCUCCAGCAGCCCCUACUUCAGAGCCAUGUUCUGCCACAACUUCAUUGAGAGGCAGCAGACCAGGGUUGACUUAAAGGGCGUCACGUCGGCUAUCCUAAGCAGCAUCAUUGACUAUGUUUACACUGGACUCAUUAGCAUCAGCCUGGAUAUCGUGCUCCCUCUGAUGCAGGCGGCAUCCAUGUUCCAAUAUGGCCGUCUUUUCGAGGCCUGCUCGAGCUUCCUUCAGGAGCAGCUGAGCCCAGACAACUGCUUGAGCAUGAUAAGACUGUCGGACAUCAUGCAUUGCAACAGUUUGAGGGACAAAGCAAAAGAGAUGGCGAUGAAGAGCUUCUCCGAUGUGUCAGCUUCUGAGGAUCUGUGUGAGCUCUCCUUACCAGAGCUCAUGGGAUACCUGGAGGAUGACGGUCUUUGUGCAGAGGAGGAGCAGGUCUUUGAGACACUUGUUGCUUGGAUCCAUCACGAUCCUUUAUCCAGACGUGGCUCCGUCAGUGACCUUUUCAAGAAAGUUCGCCUCCGAUAUCUCCACCCCACCUACCUCUUCCAGUUCAUAGCCAACGACCCUCUGAUCCAGUCGUCCACCCUCUGUACUGAACUCAUCGAAUCUGUGAGACGCCUCAUGUUUUCUGUCAGCACAAAAUGCAUGGAAGGUACUGCGGUGAACUUUAAACCUCUCUGGGUUGCACCGAGGCGCUACACCUACCACGAUACACUGGUGGUGGUGGGAGGGAGGAAGAACAACGAGCAGACUUCGAGGGAGGCCCUAGUGUUUGAUGAGAGGAGCCAGAGGUGGCAGAGUCUUUCCAAGCUGCCUGUUCGUCUUUACAAAGCCUCAUAUGUCGCCCUUCACAGUGUCCUGUAUGUCAUCGGAGGCCUGACCACAAGUGCGAAGCGUUGUGAAGUCAGCACGACCGUCUACACCCUCUCGUUGAAGACCAACCAGUGGCGGACAGCAGAGCCCAUGCUGAAACCUCGCUUUGCCCACCAGAGCAUCUCCUACCUCCACUUCAUCUUUGUUCUUGGCGGCCUUGGACCCGACAGACAACUGACAGACAGCGUGGAGAGGUACAACAGCAUGUUCAACCAGUGGGAGUCAAUGGCGCCGAUGCCUGAGGCAGUACUGCACCCUGCAGUGGCUGCGACUAACCAGAGAAUCUAUAUGUUUGGAGGAGAGGACGCCAUGCAGAACCCAGUCAGAAUAAUACAGGUGUAUCACAUUUCCAGGAACAUGUGGUCCAAGAUGGAGAACAGAACUGUGAAGAAUGUGUCUGCUCCUGCUGUUGCUAUGGAUGAAAAAAUCUAUAUCAUUGGAGGAUACACCAGGAGAAUGAUCGCAUACGACACCAAGGCCAACCGGUUCAUUAAAUGUGCCAACCUGAAGGAGAGGAGGAUGCACCAUUCUGCCACCGUUCUCAACAACAAACUGUACGUUACUGGCGGACGCUACAUCAAUGGACAUGAUGUCAUCGAGGACUCAGACACGUUCGAAUGCUACGAUGUGAAGACGGACACUUGGACAUCUAAAGGGACUCUGCCAUAUAAACUGUUUGACCAUGGCUCCCUGACUCUGACAUGUGUCUCACAGACAUGGGCAAAAUCAUAAAUAAUAGGAUUUAAAGCUGUGAUUUUUUUAAAAGCACUUGUUUAUAUAGAUGUGUAAUAUAAAGUUUAAUUAUUUAAAUUGGAUGCCAGUGUUUUCCAGAAAUAAAACACUGUCAUUCAAAAAACUUGAAGGAUUGAUUAAAUACCUCGAAUAAUUCAAAUACUCAUGUG